AAACCCCAUAGGACUAUAGGAGCGUGUUUAUUAUAAAUGUCUUUGCGCCAACUAGGCAUCAACUACUACUCACUCUGCAAAUUUCUCCCCCUAAUUAGUAGCUCUCAUCUCCGUCUCAAUCUCUCAACAUCUGCGAUGUCUAGCCGCCCCAAUUUCCAAGGCGGACGUCGCGGUGGGGCCCGCCGCGGCGGUCCUGGCCGCGGAGGCGGUGGUGGUCGCGGAGGCGGAGGGCGCGGUGAGCAGCGCUGGUGGGACCCUGUGUGGCGAGCUGAGCGAUUGGCUCAACAAGCAGCUGAGAUGGAGGUGCUUGAUGAGAAUGAGUGGUGGGGGAAAAUGGAGGGACUGAAGAGAGGAGGCGAACAAGAGCUUGUGAUUAAGCGGAAUUUUAGUCGAGGAGAUCAACAAGUUUUAGACGAUAUGGCUUAUCAGUUGGGGCUUUACUUCCAUGCUUAUAGCAAAGGGAAGGCACUCGUUGUGAGCAAGGUUCCAUUGCCAAAUUACCGUGCAGAUCUCGAUGAACGCCAUGGAUCUGCACAGAAAGAGAUACGGAUGUCCAGCGAAACUGAGAAGAGAGUUGAAAAUUUAUUGGGUGGUUCAGGAGGAACUGUUUCUGUUAGUAAUGAUCCUGGAGCUUCCUCACAGGGGGUGCAGAAGCCACAUAUUUCAGAUGUGGCUAAACCUGCCUUAAAAGUAAAAAAUGAUACUAGAAAAGAGAGACUGCAUAGUGAACUGAAACAAAGACAGGAGAACCUGAAGGCACGCGACACCGUUAAGAAGAUGCUGGCUUUCAGAGAGAAGCUUCCGGCAAAUAAAAUUAAAUAUGAGUUUUUAAAAGCUGUUGCAGCAAAUCAGGUAUUGGUGGUUUCUGGAGAGACCGGUUGUGGGAAAACUACACAGCUUCCUCAGUUUAUCCUGGAAGAGGAAAUAUCAUCUCUACGAGGUGCUGAUUGCAACAUAAUUUGCACUCAACCCCGUCGUAUAUCUGCCAUAUCUGUUGCAGCGCGAAUAUCUUCUGAAAGAGGAGAAAACCUUGGUGAAACUGUUGGCUACCAAAUUCGUCUGGAGUCAAAACGCUCGUCUCAAACAAGAUUGCUAUUUUGCACUACAGGAGUUUUACUUCGGCAGCUGAUUGAUGACCCAAAUUUAACAGGAGUUAGCCAUUUGCUAGUGGAUGAAAUUCAUGAAAGAGGAAUGAAUGAGGACUUUCUUAUAAUAAUUUUGCGUGAUCUCCUUCCUCGCCGCCCUGAUCUAAGACUUAUUUUGAUGAGUGCCACUAUUAACGCUGACUUGUUUUCCAAAUACUUUGGAGACGCACCAACUAUCCACAUCCCGGGGUUAACUUUUCCUGUAUCAGAGUUAUUUUUGGAAGAUGUACUGGAGAAAACUCAUUAUUGCAUCCAAGCAAGCCCUGAAAACAAUCAGUAUCAUGGAAAUUCAAGGAGGAAGAAGCAACAGGAGUCUAAAACUGAUCCUAUAACAGAGUUAUUUGAGGAAGCAAAUAUUGAUUCUUUGUACAAAAGCUAUAGUGCGACUACAAGGCAAUCUCUUGAAGCUUGGUCGGGUUCGCAGCUUGAUCUGGGUCUUGUGGAAUCAACAAUUGAGUAUAUUUGUCGCCAUGAAGGGGAUGGAGCAAUACUUGUAUUUCUGACUGGUUGGGAUGACAUUUCUAAGCUUCUUGACAAAGUCAAAGCUAACAAUUUUUUAAGAGAUCCCAGCAAAUUCUUGGUUAUUCCACUUCAUGGUUCUAUGCCUACCGUAAAUCAGCGUGAAAUAUUUGAUCGUCCACCUUUGAACACGAGAAAAAUUGUGCUAGCUACAAACAUCGCUGAAAGUAGUAUCACUAUAGACGAUGUUGUAUAUGUCAUAGACUGUGGAAAAGCCAAGGAGACUAGUUAUGAUGCUCUCAACAAACUUGCUUGCCUUUUACCAUCAUGGAUCUCAAAAGCUUCAGCACGUCAGAGACGUGGUCGAGCUGGCCGUGUACAACCUGGAGUCUGUUAUAGAUUAUAUCCAAAAAUGAUCCAUGAUGCUAUGCCCCAGUAUCAACUACCUGAAAUUCUGCGUACGCCUUUGCAAGAAUUAUGUUUACAUAUUAAGAGCUUAAAACUUGGAGCUAUUGGAUUGUUUUUGGGGAAGGCACUUCAGCCUCCAGAUUCUCUCUCUGUUCAAAAUGCUAUUGAACUCCUAAAGACAAUUGGCGCGUUGGAUGACACAGAAGAGCUUACUCCACUUGGGAGGCAUUUAUGUACUCUGCCUUUGGAGCCUAAUAUUGGAAAGAUGCUCCUCAUGGGUUCCAUAUUUAAAUGCCUAAAUCCUGCAUUAAUCAUUGCAUCCGCACUCGCACAUCGCGACCCAUUUGUUCUUCCAAUAAAUAGGAAAGAAGAGGCGGAUGAUGCAAAAAGAUCAUUUGCUGGUGAUUCUUAUAGCGACCAUAUAGCAUUACUGAAAGCAUUUGAAGGAUGGAAGGAUGCAAAACGACUCGGAAAUGAGAGAGCCUUUUGUUGGGAAAACUUCCUGUCCCCAAUAACUUUGCAAAUGAUGGAGGAUAUGAAGAAUCAAUUUGUAGAUCUACUGUCAGACAUUGGCUUCGUAGAUAAAUCAAAGGGUGUAAAUGCAUAUAACCAGUAUAGCAAUGAUUUGGAGAUGGUAAGUGCAGUUCUUUGUGCUGGGCUUUAUCCAAAUGUUGUGCAGUGCAAACGGAGAGGCAAGAGAACAGCCCUGUACACAAAAGAAGUUGGAAAAGUCGACAUUCAUCCGGCAUCUGUAAAUGCUGGAGUACAUUUAUUCCCUCUUCCUUUCAUGGUUUAUGGUGAGAAGGUGAAAACGUCAAGCAUUUACAUAAGAGACUCGACAAACAUAUCAGAUUACGCCCUACUUAUGUUUGGUGGACAUCUCAUUCCUAGCAAGUCAGGUAAAGGAAUUGAAAUGCUUGAUGGAUACCUCCAUUUUUCUGCAUCAAAGAACGUGCUAGAGUUGAUCCAGAAACUGCGAGGAGAACUUGACAAACUUCUUAAAAAGAAGAUUGAAGACCCUAGCAUAAAUAUUUCCGAAGAGGGCAAAGGUGUGGUUGAUGCUGUAGUUGAGUUGUUGCACAGUCGGAAUGUACAAUAUUAGCAAAUGCUGCACCCGAUUGUACUACCUAUCAAGGCCUCUAUGUUAACAAAAAUUAAUAGUCAAAUGUUCCAUGUACUGUAGUUUUCUAACUGCUAUUUUAUUUCUGGGGGGCGAAAGGGACACACAUACACUACAUUUUUGAGGGUGAGUUGUGAGCUGCAUAGCUGAUGUCAGUUGACACAGCCGGCCAGGCUAGCCCCCAGGGAAACUCAUUCGGACAUUACAUUAUGUAGGGGAUUAUGAAAGCUUUUUUGUAAUGGACCUGUGCUAUCAGGGAGGACUUUGGAAGUUAAAGCUGCAGCUGCAGUUAGCUGCACUAAUUUUAUAGAUUAAUGUGUUCCAAUCUUUUCAAUAUUUUUAGAAAAUAUGUUAAAUUAAAAUAUUUCUAUAAGAUUUGCAUGCUUUGAUGUUUUUGGAUC
Molecule: messenger RNA, 3533 nt
Organism: Daucus carota subsp. sativus
Lineage: Eukaryota; Viridiplantae; Streptophyta; Magnoliopsida; Apiales; Apiaceae
Product: DExH-box ATP-dependent RNA helicase DExH1
Exons: 16
Coding region: 37-3114 (1025 amino acids)
Cellular component (GO): intracellular anatomical structure
Molecular function (GO): ATP binding; RNA binding; helicase activity
Source: RefSeq, a predicted model, not a curated record